Protobothrops mucrosquamatus (brown spotted pit viper) is the source of this 1457-nucleotide messenger RNA. It is a transcript of the gene ATP6V1G3, whose product is annotated as ATPase H+ transporting V1 subunit G3. Gene Ontology annotation, biological process: proton transmembrane transport. Gene Ontology annotation, cellular component: vacuolar proton-transporting V-type ATPase complex. Gene Ontology annotation, molecular function: proton-transporting ATPase activity, rotational mechanism. The coding region runs from base 117 to 473 and encodes 118 amino acids. The record is from RefSeq and is a predicted model, not a curated record. The transcript is spliced from 3 exons. Lineage: Eukaryota; Metazoa; Chordata; Lepidosauria; Squamata; Viperidae.
UAUGGUUUGAUUAUUGACACAACAGAAGAAGCGUUGAAUAAAUAUGGUGUCACGCCAUAAAGCCUUCUUCCUCCUUUGUAGUUACCAUAGGCAUUUUCUGAACUCAAGAAGGCAAAAUGACUAGCCAGUCUCAGGGAAUACAGCAACUUCUCCAGGCAGAAAAACGGGCCAAAGAUAAGCUUGAAGAAGCCAAAAAAAGAAAAGGAAAGAGACUGAAGCAGGCCAAGGAAGAAGCCAUAGCAGAGAUAGACCACUACAGGCUCCAGAGGGAAAAAGAUUUCAGACGGAAGCAUUCCAAAAUAAUGGGCUCUCAUGAUAAUCUAUCAACAAAAAUAGAUGAAGAAACUGCAGCAAAGAUCCAAGGCCUCACUAAUAAUUAUCACAAGAACAUGGAGAAUGUGCUUGGUCAUCUGUUAGGCAAAGUGUACGACAUCAAUCCCGAUAUCCAUCCAAAUUAUACAUACACAAUUUAAAUCCCCUAUGGAAAUGUUUUAAAAGAAGCAGUUCUUGCAGAAUGAGACAGCCUAACGAAGAUGGCAGAUUGGGAACUAUCAUUUUACAUUAGCUUAUUACCAAUUAUAUUUUUAUGACCAGCCAGGACCGAACAGAAUCCAUUUGGAUUUUCUGUUUCCAACAGCCAAAUUAUUACACAUAAUUUUACUACAGGUUUUUUUAAAUUAUUAUUGCUUUCUUCAUUCCAGCUGGAUAUAUAAUAUAAUCUCAAAGCUGAAACAUAUUCUUGAGCAUAAUAUUUGUAAUAUGGCCAGCUUUUAUAGGCAACUCUCUGGCAACAUAGAUUUCUACCCUCACCUUUUUUUUCUUUUUUUGUAGCAAAGAUUGUAUCACUUAAAUAUGGGCAAAAGCAGAAAAAAGAAUUGCUUGACACCAGCAGCUUUUAAGUGGGUGUCUUUUUUUUCUUCUGGUGUUCUCUACUGCUUGGAGAGUAUUUUGUCAUAUGGCUUGUUGUAGGAAAUCUGUUUGUCUCAAUAUGUGGAGUUUUAAAAUAACUAAGUAUACAAUAAAUAUUAUAUAUUAUUAGACUUAACAUUAACCAUGUGUCUCUAGGUUGGUACAUAUGGGGAAACUACAGUCACAUUUAUUGGAUGCCUUUACAUAUCAGACGUACAGUAAUUGCCCCAAGUUAUGCUGGAAUUAGAAGUUCUGUCUGUGAGUUGGCAUUUGGCCAAAAUAAUCCUCUCUCUCAUUCAUUGUGUCAAAACCAGCAAAGAUAGUUAUGUGACACCUCUGAAAUAAGUAAGAGUCCUAUUCAUGGGAUAGAUUAAAGGUUGACUCCAAUUCACAAGAAGUGGGAAGCAGUUCCAUCUCUAAGUCUAACUAAUGGCAUAACUGAAGAGUGGUUCUCCGUAGAUUCUGCGUGGCUGUUGCUGAAGAUCAGUUCCUCAGUGAUGAUACAGUCAGUGGAGGGAUUCAAAUAUCUGAACAACCGGUUCUCUUAU